AUGAACAUUUGUUAUUGCUGGGUAUCGUCAAUGAAAUUCCCCUUUCACGGCUUGCGCUUCUCAAGGCCCUUUAUCUCUCUAUCUUCUUCAUCUCGCAAUCGCAUGAUGACUAUUCAAAAUUGUUCCUCUAAUUCUUCUUCUUCAGCUUCCAUAUCAACGGAGUCCAAAGAGAAGAAGAGGGAAAAUAUACCUUGGUUAAUUGUUGGCCUCGGGAAUCCAGGCAAAAAGUACGCUGCCACUCGCCACAAUGUCGGCUUUGAGAUGGUUGAUGCCAUAGCUGAAGCUGAAGGGAUAUCUAUGAACACUGUUUCCUUCAAAGCGUUGUUUGGAAAAGGUUUAAUAGGUGAUGUACCCGUCAUACUUGCAAAACCACAGACUUUUAUGAAUUUAAGUGGCGAAUCUGUUGGGUCCAUAGUUUCAUAUUACAAGAUUCCACUGAAGCAAGUACUUGUGAUCUUUGAUGACUUGGAUUUGCCUUUUGCUAAAUUGCGGCUUCUACCAAAGGGUGGACAUGGAGGCCACAAUGGAAUGAAGAGUGUUAUUAAUCACUUCAAAGGGAAUAGUGGUUUUCCUCGUUUAAGAAUUGGCAUUGGACGACCUCCUGGUAAAAUGGAUCCUGUAGCAUUUGUUCUUCGCACGUUCACUAAACAGGAAAGGGAAGAGUUGAAUUUUACAUUACAAGAUGGAUUAGAAGCUGUGCGGAUUCUUUUGCUUGAGGGUUUUGAUAAAAGUGCAACAUUUGUUAAUAGUGCCAAAAAGAUAGAGCAAACAGACGAAGUAUCAGCUAUAGUCAUAGACCUGGGUUCACACACAUGCAAAGCUGGUUACGCUGGCGAAGAUGCUCCCAAGGCCGUUUUCCCCUCUGUUGUUGGUGCAAUUGAUCAAAUGGACAUUGAUGGACCUGUUGACUCUGACGAGAACAAUGGAUCUGCUGCGGAUUUACAAAACAAUAACAAAAAUCAUGAAUCUGACAAGAGCAAGGGAAAGUGCAAACUUUAUGUAGGAUCUCAGUCACUGGGAUACCGCAGAGACUUUAUGGAGGUGGUUUCACCGUUGAAGAAUGGAGUUGUUGUUGACUGGAAUAUUGUUGACAACAUAUGGGAUCAUGCUUUGAGGGAAUGCCUCCUAGUUGAUCCUAAAGAGCGUCCAAUGCUACUUGCCGAGCCAUGUUCCAACACUCAAGAACAGAGAGAAAGUGGUGGUGGAUCAACUACAGUUGUUCCAGUGCUGGAUGGUUAUGUUCUUCAAAAGGCACUAAUGCCAGUUCUACGUUGUGAUAACUUCUCCUAUUGGAGGAGAAUUUCUAACAGAUUGCUUGAUGAAAAGUUUGGAAGGCAAAGACCUCGAUAUUCAUUCAAGAAAAAGGAAAUACGACCUGGAAAUCUUCAGACUGUAGACCUUGAUUUCCCACAUACAACAGAAAGCUACAAACUCUACUCCCAGAGGGUUAUUGUUAGUGACAUCAAGGAAUGUGUUUGCCGAACACCAGAUUCUCCAUAUGAUGGUUUGUAUCAGCGUUGUAGUUUCAGAUAA
This is a messenger RNA of Sphenostylis stenocarpa, 1533 nucleotides long. Lineage: Eukaryota; Viridiplantae; Streptophyta; Magnoliopsida; Fabales; Fabaceae. The record is from the annotation of a GenBank genome assembly.